Geodia barretti is the source of this 843-nucleotide messenger RNA. The record is from the annotation of a GenBank genome assembly. NCBI's taxonomy places the organism in Eukaryota, Metazoa, Porifera, Demospongiae, Tetractinellida, Geodiidae.
CGAAAUUUCGAAAUACCGUGUGCAGCUUGCUUCUGCGCUUUUUACCUUGCCUCUUCUGGUUCUCUUCUGCGUGCAGUGUGCACUCCAUCUUUUUCUGGAAAGUGACUACUUGAAAAGAGAACUCCGCCUAAGAUGUCAAUCAUGGAAUACAACGGAUCGGCCGUAGUGGCCAUGGUGGGGCGGGGCUGCGUUGCCAUAGCAGCAGACAGGCGGCUGGGGAUACAGGCACAGACGGUGUCUACAGAUUUUCAGAAAAUCUUUCAAAUGAACGACACACUAUAUGUUGGCUUGCCGGGACUAGCGACAGACAUACUGACUGUGUCCAACCAACUGAGAUUCUACGUAAAUCUCUACCAGCUACGAGAGAACAGGCAGAUUCAGCCCAAUACCUUUAUGCACCUCACUUCCAAUAUCCUGUACUCCAGGAGAUUUGGUCCAUUCUUUGUGGAGCCUGUGGUGGCAGGACUGGACACGAAGACACACCAACCCUACAUUGCCACCAUGGAUCUGAUUGGGUGUCCCAUGGAGACUAAGGAUUUCGUGGUGGGCGGGACUUGUACCGAACAGCUGUAUGGCAUGUGCGAGUCGCUAUGGAGACCAGAUAUGGAGCCAGAUGAUUUGUUUGAGACCAUCUCUCAAGCUAUACUAAAUGCAGUCGAUAGAGAUGCCCUCAGUGGAUGGGGAGCUGUUGUACACGUCAUAGAGAGGGAGAAAGUGACAACCAGAACGCUGAAGGCAAGGAUGGACUAGGAAUUGACUGCAGUGUUACCGUCUCAUUCAUAACCGUACUGCAUAACAUACAUGUAUGUAUGUCUAUAUUAUGUAGCGUGUGUAUGAAUUGAC